Molecule: messenger RNA, 1616 nt
Organism: Charadrius vociferus (killdeer)
Lineage: Eukaryota; Metazoa; Chordata; Aves; Charadriiformes; Charadriidae
Gene: ZIC1
Product: Zic family member 1
Exons: 4
Coding region: 1-1566 (521 amino acids)
Biological process (GO): central nervous system development; regulation of transcription by RNA polymerase II
Cellular component (GO): nucleus
Molecular function (GO): DNA-binding transcription factor activity, RNA polymerase II-specific; RNA polymerase II cis-regulatory region sequence-specific DNA binding
Source: RefSeq, a predicted model, not a curated record
AUGCCCCAUUGCCAGAGCUGGACCGGGACUGCGGUGCGGGGUACCAGUCCUCCAACGCCCUCCCUCCCGGGUCCCACGCUGGGUCUGGGGGUGCGAGGGGCUGCAGCCCACGUAGGAGGGACCCGGCCCCCCUUCCCCAAAUGCUCACUGCUACACCCGCCCAAAGGUGCGCCGGCGGAGCGGGACUGGCGGCAGCCACCGCCCCCGCGGGUGCCCGGUGAUCCCGGAGGGGGGUUGACGGCGUUGCCCCGGGAUGUGGGAGUCAGGCUGACCGUGCGGCAGCGGGGACGGCGUAUGCCUCACAGCCGGUGGCUUGUCACCCGACCUGUGCUUUCCGUGACCGCGCAGGGCGAAAGGGAGCCCUCGCCGGGAAGGUCUCGGUGCAGAAAUAAAGUUCCUCGGCUCCGGGUGGAGCGAACCCCGAGCCCAGCCCAGCAAAGGGGCUCCCCGCCCGGCCGGGCCCCCCGGGGUGGAGGACCGUGCAUGACAAAGGAACAGCAGGGUAGGGAACCGGGGGGGUUCUCGGCGUGGAGCCCACGCCCGUGCCUUCCAGGUCCAGCGCUGUGCCGGUUCCCGGGGCUGGCAUAUGGAGCCGGGCUCGGCUUCGCCGGACCCCACGGACACACCGAUGCCGCGGGACAUAUACUUUUCCCGGGGCUGCACGACCAAGCCACCAGCCACGCUUCGCCUAACGUGGUGAACGGGCAGAUGCGCCUGGGCUUCUCCGGAGACAUGUACGGCAGACCCGACCAGUACGGCCAGGUCACCAGCCCCCGCUCCGAGCACUACGCCUCGACCCAGCUGCACGGCUACGGCCACAUGAACAUGAACAUGGCAGCCCACCACGGGGCAGGGGCCUUCUUUCGUUACAUGCGGCAGCCCAUCAAACAGGAACUCAUCUGUAAGUGGAUUGAGCCCGAGCAAUUGUCAAACCCCAAAAAGUCCUGCAACAAAACUUUCAGCACGAUGCACGAGCUGGUGACUCAUGUCACGGUGGAGCACGUUGGAGGACCCGAGCAGUCCAAUCACAUAUGUUUCUGGGAAGAGUGUCCAAGAGAAGGGAAACCUUUCAAGGCCAAAUAUAAACUUGUAAAUCACAUCAGAGUCCACACAGGUGAAAAACCUUUCCCCUGCCCUUUCCCAGGCUGUGGCAAAGUGUUUGCCAGAUCAGAGAAUCUCAAAAUACACAAAAGAACUCAUACAGGUGAAAAACCAUUUAAGUGUGAAUUCGAGGGCUGUGACAGGCGCUUUGCAAACAGCAGCGACCGCAAAAAGCACAUGCAUGUGCACACUUCCGACAAGCCCUAUCUCUGCAAAAUGUGUGACAAGUCCUACACGCACCCCAGCUCCCUCAGAAAGCACAUGAAGGUCCAUGAAUCAUCCUCGCAGGGGUCCCAGCCUUCUCCCGCCGCCAGCUCAGGCUACGAGUCCUCCACCCCUCCAACCAUCGUGUCUCCAUCCACAGAAAACCAGACCGCCAGCUCCUUAUCCCCUUCCUCCUCCGCAGUCCACCACACGUCCAGCCACAGCACGCUUACAUCAAAUUUUAACGAAUGGUACGUCUAAAACGCUAAAACAAAACAACAAAAAAACACAAACCGAAACAAAACAAAAAA